AUGACUAAUUUGAUCAACAAGCGUGUGUCAUCACUAAAUAUACCAUCAACCUUCGUAUUCNAACCAAUCGAUGACGCACAUGAAAGUGAAUAUUCUGGACUGUUUAUUCCAACCUUUCUCGUCAAUCUUGAUCAAAUGCUCAUCAGCAUAACGGAUUAUGCAGUGCAAACCAUUUCGGAAACGUCUGUCUCACUUGUCCUUAGCGAAACACCUUACUAUGUCGUUAACCGGCAAAGCCCGAUUGCUAAACUAAAUGAAAUUAUCUUCCACAAUAUUGUGUUUCUCAUUGUUUGUCUGGAAAUGUUUGGUCUCUUAUUCUUGGUCAUGAAACUAUUUAUUCUGCCAAUCAUUCUCGUGAUACUUAAAAAGCUGAAAUGCAACAUCGUUGAUAAAUACGAUUCAGAAUCGAAGGAGACAGAAAACGAACAGGAAAAACCUAAAGAACACAAAACAACGAAAGAACACAAAAUACCCCGUAAUAUAAGACGACAUCCGACUACCUUAGAUAUGUCAAACGAAUUCCACUGGACUCCAUACCAUUGA
This is a messenger RNA of Adineta ricciae, 543 nucleotides long. The record is from the annotation of a GenBank genome assembly. NCBI's taxonomy places the organism in Eukaryota, Metazoa, Rotifera, Eurotatoria, Adinetida, Adinetidae.